Messenger RNA from Alternaria ventricosa, 774 nucleotides. RefSeq lists its product as uncharacterized. Gene Ontology annotation, molecular function: water channel activity. Gene Ontology annotation, cellular component: plasma membrane. Gene Ontology annotation, biological process: transmembrane transport. The record is from RefSeq and is a predicted model, not a curated record. Lineage: Eukaryota; Fungi; Ascomycota; Dothideomycetes; Pleosporales; Pleosporaceae. The coding region runs from base 1 to 774 and encodes 257 amino acids. The transcript is spliced from 2 exons.
AUGGUAAAUGUAACACUCGGCCUCUGGCUCAUCGGCGCCGUCCCAACCAUCCGAGCAUGCCUCUGCUUCGUCUCCCAGAUGCUCGCGGGCAUGGCCGCCGCAGGCGUAAUCCAAGCCAUCAUCCCCGGCCCCCUCAACGUCUCCACCACCCUCGGCGCAGGCGUCUCCGCCGCCCGCGGCGUCUUCCUCGAAAUGUUCCUCACCUCCCUCCUCGUCUUCACCAUCUUCAUGCUCGCAGCCGAAAAGCACAAGGCCACCUUCCUCGCCCCGAUCGGCAUCGGCCUAGCCCUUUUCGUCGCAGAAAUGGUCGGCGUGUUCUUCACCGGCGGCAGCCUGAACCCUGCGAGGAGCUUCGGGCCCUGUGUUGCUACGCACAAUUUCCCGGGGUACCACUACAUUUACUGGUUUGGGCCGCUGAUGGGUACGCUGCUGGCGUUUGGCAUGUAUCGUAUUGUUAAGUUGGUGGAGUAUGAGACUGUCAACCCUGGUCAGGACUUUGACGAUCAUGAGGCUGCGUUGUUUAAUCCCCCUGAGGACCCGGAACAUGCUGGGCAGGUUGAGCGGCCGAAUGUUGCGGCUCAUGCUAUGGCGGACGCGAUUCGCAGGACUAACUCUAACUUUGGGGGCGAAGCCCAGUUUGGCAUUGAUUCGAUGCUGGAGAGCAAGGACGACGAGAAGUCCACACCACCACGGUCGCCACAAAAGGAACAAGAGCUGUUAGAAAGGACCGGUCAUGCACCAGCUGCCAACGGCGAACGCCACGAAUGCUGUUAG